Messenger RNA from Tinamus guttatus (white-throated tinamou), 764 nucleotides. The record is from RefSeq and is a predicted model, not a curated record. Lineage: Eukaryota; Metazoa; Chordata; Aves; Tinamiformes; Tinamidae.
CAAGGAUCCUGGAGCUGCAGCAGAACGGGGACAUGGACCUCCUGAAGCACAAGUGGUGGCCCAAGAACGGCCAGUGCGACCUCUACUCCUCCGUGGACGCCAAGCAGAAAGGCGGUGCCCUGGACAUAAAAAGUUUUGCAGGUGUUUUCUGUAUCCUCGCCGCUGGGAUUGUCCUAUCCUGUUUCAUUGCAAUGUUGGAAACGUGGUGGAAUAAAAGGAAAGGCUCCCGGGUUCCUUCAAAAGAGGAUGACAAGGAGAUCGACCUGGAGCACCUGCACAGGCGCGUGAACAGCCUCUGCACGGACGACGACAGUCCCCACAAGCAGUUCUCCACCUCGUCCAUCGACUUGACCCCGCUGGACAUUGACACUUUGCCCACGCGCCAAGCGCUGGAGCAGAUCAGUGACUUCAGAAACACUCACAUCACCACGACCACCUUCAUACCCGAGCAGAUCCAGACUCUGAGCCGCACUCUGUCCGCCAAAGCCGCCUCCGGCUUCUCCUUCGGCAGCGUCCCCGAGCACCGAACUGGCCCUUUCAGGCACAGGGCGCCCAACGGCGGCUUCUUCAGGAGCCCCAUCAAAACCAUGUCGUCCAUCCCCUACCAACCCACGCCCACGCUGGGGCUCAACCUGGGCAACGACCCGGACCGAGGCACCUCCAUAUGAGCCACGUUUCCUCAGCGCCUCUUUUCUAGGACUCCCUUCGCCAGGAGCAGCUGUGAUAUUGUGGGACUAACAUGGAUGUAACCUUUGCUGUUCUCC